Protopolystoma xenopodis is the source of this 432-nucleotide messenger RNA. The record is from the annotation of a GenBank genome assembly. NCBI's taxonomy places the organism in Eukaryota, Metazoa, Platyhelminthes, Monogenea, Polystomatidea, Polystomatidae.
AUGUUGAACGUAAUAUUACUUUCUCAGCAGCCGACUGGGGUACCGCUUCAUACCACAACUACUGAGACUGUGACUGGUGCAGGAAUUGGCAUCGGCAUCUGGGAAGAGCACGCUGGCUAUCAUCCAACAGUCGGCAAUACUGCAACGAUUGCGAAAGGUGUAGAGGCCGGACUCAGUGGUGGUUGUGGCAGUGAUAAUGGAGAUGAUGGUGUCGGAGUCUAUGGUUCAGAUAUGAUCACUGAAGCUACGGGUUGCGUCGAAGAAAUAGUUGACAAUGAGCUAAUGAUGGUGAUGGUGAAUAGUGGCGAGGCGCCUGAGUGCUGUGCCGUCUGCGGCCAGUUAGAACCUCCAGACCUAGCUAUCGCAGCUUCGAGUACUGGAGGUGAUAACGAGGAACUCCAGGUGAACUCUUUAUUUAGCCUUAACCCAUAA